GUCAAGGAGACCGAGCUGUACGAUGCGCUCGGCGUGGCGCCCGACGCGACGCCGGCGGCCAUCAAGAAGGCGUACUUCGUCAAGGCGCGGCAGUUGCACCCCGACAAGAACAUCGGCGACGCGGGCGCGCACGCGGCGUUCCAGCGCGUGGGCGAGGCGUACCAGGUGCUGUCGGACGAGGCGCUGCGUGCGAAGUACGACGACAAGGGGCGGCAGGGCCUCGAGGUCGAGCUGGUCGAUUCGGCGGCCUUCUUCGCGGCCAUGUUCGGCUCGGAGCCCUUCGAGUACCUCGUCGGCGAGCUCAAGCUGGCGGCCAUGUUCUCUCUGCACGAGGCCGAGGCCCUCGACGAGCGGUGGGUCGCGUACAAGCAGAAGCGGCGCGAGGUGCUGUGCGCCGUCACACUGCGCGGGCUGCUGCAGCAGUUCGUCGCCGGCGACACGGCGGAGUUCGAGGCGGAGAUGCACGACCACGCCGAGCGGCUCAAGCAGGCGCCGUUUGGCGAGGCGCUGCUGUGGACCGUCGGCUACGUGUACGAGCACAAGGGGCUGCAGGCGCUGGGUGGGAUCGACGCGGCGCUCAACAGCCUCGACACAAAGGCGCACGGCGUCGCGCAGACGGUUCGGGCUGCCGAGCAGCCAGUCAGGCCCGACUUGCUCUUCCAGCGCGUCACGCUGCAGGGCCUGAGCGGGCGGCCGGAGCUUAAUGGGCGGCGCGGUGUCGCUAGGGCAGCCUACCUGAUGAUGGAGUCGAUGUGGCGCGUCUCGCUGCUCGACAUUGAGAGCACGCUGCGCAAGGUCUGCAACAAGGUGCUCGCCGACCAGGCGACAGAGCAGGGCGUGCGCCAGGCGCGCGCGCGUGCGCUGGUGACGCUGGGUCGCGUCUUCAAGGCGCACGGGUCGAUCGAGUCGAUGAAGCGGCUCGACGUACAGAUGCACCUCGAGGGCGUGCAGGCGCGUAUGCAGGAGGAGGCCGAGGCGGCCGCCGCCGCGGCCGCCGAGCGAGCAGCUGGCUGA
Molecule: messenger RNA, 1014 nt
Organism: Emiliania huxleyi CCMP1516
Lineage: Eukaryota; Haptophyta; Isochrysidales; Noelaerhabdaceae
Exons: 4
Source: RefSeq, a predicted model, not a curated record